GAGCAGACAGACAGGGAAGGAAGGAGCAGGGAAAAGGGGAACACACACAAAGACAGAACAGAAAACGGCUGAAAUAAAACGAACAGAGGCAGGAGCGAAACUGGAGGCUUGGGUAGAAGAGAAAAAGGAAACAAUGAGGAUAAGUGGAAGAUGGCUGCAGCAUCUGUUGCCAAAGAGAGAAGCAUGUUAGCGAUUCAGACCAGAGCAGCGGUGCAGCCUGCAGUCUGCAGUGAGAUGCACAAAACCUCUCCUGAAUGUUUGCAUCAAACUUUAAACAGGACUCUCUGCAUCUCUCUUACAAAGACAGUUUUCUUCUUGCCACUCCAUAAAAACCAGAAUGAAGAGCCUGCAGGAAAAUAAAGCAAAGAGUUUUCAUGAAGAGAGUUGUUUCUCAUAUUUCUGCUGGAGCUCCCAAUCAAGCUGCAUCCCAAUGAACUAACAACCAGAUCGUCUGUUUUAUGCGUUUUGGGGGAAAUUCACUUUACAUUCCCAGCACUUGUUUAAUCCUUUUUAAUCGCUUAGCUACACCUCUUGAGAGAUUUAAAAGAAAAUCAGUUUUAGCACAAAUGAUGCAAACUCCAGUCUCCAUGGUGAUGGGGAUCGUCUUCGCUCCUCUGGGACUCGUCCUUGUCUUCACUGCCGCCAUCACCCCUCAGUGGCGGGAGGGACAAGCUCGCCUGAACAUCGGGGGGACUGGAUCUCUCCUUCGAUCCGGAGCAAAGGGUCAAGGGGUGGGUGUCAGGUCCGGCUCGGUGGAGGCCCUGCUCCUGCUGCGCUCCGACGGCCUGUGGGAGAGCUGCUUACAGGUGGAAAAGUCCGAGCUGAAGCAGUGCUGGCCCAUAGCCGGCCCGUACCAGAGAGACGCCCGGGUUCGGCUGGUGCAAGGCCUGGUGCUUACGUCCUUGUUCCUGUGCGGCAUCGGGAUUGUCCUGGCUUGCAUCGGGGUCCGAUGCUGGACAGAUCUGCCUCUGAGGAGGGUGGCGGCUUCAGGCGGACUCCUGGUGGUGGCCGCCGGCCUUCUGAGCCUGACCGGGUUGGGGAUUUACACCCACAACCUCAGGAGACUGGGGGUGGAUCCCAGUCAAGGACUCAACAACCCCAAGUUCCCCCAGCUCAGCCUGAGUCCAGCCGGGUCGCUGUAUUUCGGGUGGCUGGGUUCUUGUUUACAGGUUCUGGGAGGCGGCGCGCUGCUGUUCAGCUUCAAGCGACCGAAAUGUCCGACUUGCCCGUCCCGCCAGGAGCAAGCCGUCUGUCCUGCGUGCCACUCGUGUCCAGAAAUGACCAGCAAGACCGAUGUGGACGUAUAUGAAGUCAGCUGUUAGAAUGGGAGCACAAAAAAAACAAACAAGUUUUUCUUCGAUACUCGUCAGAAUCAAACCGAACCGAUUCUCUGCGAUUAAUCUCAAAAGUUCAGAUUUUCAUUUCUCACAAGUUUUCGCCUUUUGGAUCUCCGAAAUUUCCACGUUUCGUAUAGAAAAUCUCUGAGGCCAAAGUCAAAAUUCCUGAUUUAUUUCUGGCAAUUUUUUGAGUUUAAGAGCUCAGAAAUGUUAUUGUUUUUUUCUUUAAACAAUUCUGAGACUAAUUUCAAAAUUUCUAUUUUUUUUGUUCAAAUUUACACGUUUUUCUAUCUACAAUGGCUCUAAAAUGUUGCAUUAUUCAGCAAGAGACAAAAAAUUUGUGUUUCUUUAGGGCUGUGAAAAUUAGCGCGUUAUUCCAGCGUUAAUUCUGACUCGAUCUACGGCAUUAAUAUUUCUGGGCCUCAUUGAAGCACAAGCUGCCAACAAAGUCCGCAAAUGUGCACAAAACAGACGUUUUUUUCACACUAAUCUGCCAAUAAAGGAAGUAAAAUUUGGAGUAAAUAUUACUGCUGAUCCAUAUUGGAGUCUUGAAAAUGUCUGUAAAAUAAUCCUGACAAAACAAAGUUUACUGUAAAUAUAAAUCCAAAAAUGUUCCAGUAAGAAAGAUACUCAAAUAAGUAUGGAUUUUGAAGCUUUUUGCCUUUCUGUACAUUAGUUUGAGUCAGAAAAGGCUGUAGCCAUGUCAGAGAACUAGUGUUAGCAGUUUUUAGAUGAGGAUGUUGGAUGCUAAAUGGUUUUAGACACUGGAUUUUCUGUGUUAUUUAUUAGCAAAAAUGGACAGAAAACAAACGAGAUGAUCUGAUGAUGUGCUUGUGUUUCUUUAAAUGUCAGUCUUCUGUCUCUGUCACCAUGAGGGAUCAGCCAUGAGAUUAAGAGGUGAUCAAGAAUGUUUAGUGGUGUUUUUGUUUGUAUAUUGUGAGUUCAAUAAAA
This is a messenger RNA of Gambusia affinis (western mosquitofish), 2288 nucleotides long. RefSeq names its product claudin 23-like (gene cldn23l). Lineage: Eukaryota; Metazoa; Chordata; Actinopteri; Cyprinodontiformes; Poeciliidae. The transcript is spliced from 4 exons. The record is from RefSeq and is a predicted model, not a curated record. Bases 459 to 1322 code for a protein of 287 amino acids. Gene Ontology annotation, biological process: cell adhesion; bicellular tight junction assembly. Gene Ontology annotation, molecular function: structural molecule activity. Gene Ontology annotation, cellular component: bicellular tight junction; plasma membrane.